Molecule: messenger RNA, 948 nt
Organism: Alosa alosa (allis shad)
Lineage: Eukaryota; Metazoa; Chordata; Actinopteri; Clupeiformes; Clupeidae
Product: histidine-rich glycoprotein-like
Exons: 1
Coding region: 1-948 (315 amino acids)
Source: RefSeq, a predicted model, not a curated record
AUGAGGCACCAUCAGGCACCAUCCAGGCACCAUCAGGCACCAUCACACCCACACAGGACCCAGCACCAUCCAGGCACCAUCAGGCCCAUCAGGCUCCAUCAGGCACCAUCACACCCACACAGGACCCAGCACCAUCAGGCACCAUCAGGCACCAUCAGGCACCAUCACACCACAGGACCCAGCACCAUCAGGCACCAUCAGCACCAUCAGGCUGUCAGGCUCCAUCAGGCUCAUCAGGCACCAUCAGGCUCCAUCAGGCACCAUCAGGCACCAUCAGGCACCAUCAGGCUCCAUCAGGCACCAUCAGGCACCAUCAGGCACCAUCACACCCACACAGGACCCAGCACCAUCAGGCACCAUCAGGCACCAUCAGGCACCAUCACACCCACACAGGACCCAGCACCAUCAGGCACCAUCAGGCACCAUCAGGCUCCAUCAGGCACCAUCAGGCUCCAUCAGGCACCAUCAGGCACCAUCAGGCUCCAUCAGGCACCAUCAGGCUCCAUCAGGCUCAUCAGGCACCAUCAGGCACCAUCAGCACCAUCAGGCACCAUCAGGUCCCAUCAGGCACCAUCAGGCACCAUCAGCUCCAUCAGGCACCAUCAAGGCACCAUCAGGCACCAUCAGGCACCAUCAGGUCCCAUCAGGCACCAUCACACCCACAGGACCCAGCACCAUCAGGCACCAUCAGCACCAUCAGGCACCAUCACACCCACACAGGACCCAGCACCAUCAGGCACCAUCAGGCACCAUCAGGCCCCAUCAGGCUCCAUCAGGCUCCAUCAGGCCCCAUCAGGCUCCAUCAGGCACCAUCAGGCACCAUCAGGCACCAUCAGGCUCCAUCAGGCACCAUCAGGCUCCAUCAGGCACCAUCAGGCACCAUCAGGCAGUCAGGCACCAUCAGGCCCCAUCAGGCACCAUCAGGUCCCAUCAGGCACCAUCAUUUAA